Messenger RNA from Branchiostoma floridae (Florida lancelet), 1081 nucleotides. RefSeq names its product P32 adhesin-like. NCBI's taxonomy places the organism in Eukaryota, Metazoa, Chordata, Leptocardii, Amphioxiformes, Branchiostomatidae. Bases 276 to 998 code for a protein of 240 amino acids. The record is from RefSeq and is a predicted model, not a curated record. The transcript has 2 exons.
UUAGCUUUAUGUAAUCAUACACAAAUUAUCAAAUUCAAUCGAGGAUACAAUAUAAAGGAAUUGUUUGCACAUGUAGGGGAGCUCAGCCGACUCUUGAACUUGCUUUGUCAAACCACGAUUUAACUGUGUUUAUUUCUGUACCAUAGAGGCGUUCCUGGGAAGAAAGGUUUGCUACGGCCACAACCUCGCCUGGGACGGUAACUAGGCACCAUCGAGUUCAACAAUCGGAACGACACCAUCCCUAUCCCAGGCAGCAGACUGGGCCACACCAAGGGAUGGUCCCAAACGUCCGCCAGCCCAACCCGCGACAGUACCACCCAGCGGGGAUGGUCCCAAACGUCCGACAGCCCAACCCGCGACAGUACCUCUUGCCGGGGAUGGUCCCAAACGUCCGACAGCCCAACCCGCGACAGCCCCACCCAGCGGGGAUGGUCCCAAACGUCCGACAGCCCAACCCGCGACAGCACCUCUUGCCGGGGAUGGUCCCAAACGUCCGACAGCCCAACCCGCGACAGCCCCACCCAGCGGGGAUGGUCCCAAACGUCCGACAGCCCAACCCGCGACAGUACCUCUUGCCGGGGAUGGUCCCAAACGUCCGACAGCCCAACCCGCGACAGCCCCACCCAGCGGGGAUGGUCCCAAACGUCCGACAGCCCAACCCGCGACAGUACCUCUUGCCGGGGAUGGUCCCAAACGUCCGACAGCCCAACCCGCGACAGCCCCACCCAGCGGGGAUGGUCCCAAACGUCCGACAGCCCAACCCGCGACAGCACCUCUUGCCGGGGAUGGUCCCAAACGUCCGACAGCCCAACCCGCGACAGCACCACCCAGCGGGAAUGGUCCCAAACGUCCGCCAGCCCAACCCGCGACAGCACCUCUUGCCGGGGAUGGUCCCAAACGUCCGACAGCCCAACCCGCGACAGCCCCACCCAGCGGGGAUGGUCCCAAACGUCCGCCAAUCUGUCCGACAGUCGCAGCCGCACCCCGGACAGUACUGAAACUUGCAUAUGAUUUGGUAUGGUAUCCUGGAACUUUAGUCAUUAGCUAUUCCUUGGCUGAACUGGGUGGAAUUUGACUUUGA